ACCAGAGAAGCAGACAACCUUUCGCUUGCAACAUGAUAACGCUAGACCACAUACCAGUUGGGCGACCACCGCGCACGUUGGAAAGUGUGGCUACACUGUCCUACCACAUCCACCUUAUAGCCCCGAUUUAGCACCUUCAGACUUCCAUCUCUUUGGGCCUAUGAAAGAUGGACUACGCGGGCAACGUUUUCCAGACAAUUGCAGCUGUGAGAAAGUGGUUUGCCUCUGCUGGCGCGGACUUUUACGAGCACGGCAUACAGGCUCUUAUUCAUCGCUGGCAAAAGUGAAUAACGAAUGUUGGUGAUUACGUGGAAAAAUAACUCACAAAAUAACAGAAGAAGAAUGACAAGUGAGGAAGAGCGCCUUGCAAGAUUGAGAAGUACGUUGCAUUCCUUAGCAACUCGAGUCCCCAAAAUAAUUUUGGAACGAGUUGACUCAACAUUUGCUGUUCUGAAGACAAAAGCUAAUGUUGGAUUAAAUUCAACUAGUAUGGCAGGAACACAUUGCAUUGAGGAACUUCUUGGUGAACACCGUGCUGAACUCUCAGAGUUAAACAGCGAAGAAAACAUUAAUUCAUGCAGGAUUUGUAAGAAAUCAUUCUCUUGUAGCAAUAAUCUAUCGGGACACACAUAUGUAAGUAACAGAGAAAAAAUGUCUCUUUGUGAAAAGUGUGUGAAAUCGUUCAGUGAUAAGAGGAGUCCAUUGCAACGAUCUAGAUGUCAUGAAGGGGCUUUUUCAUGCAAUGUAUGCAAUAAGAGCUUCACUAGUCGCUGUGGUCGAGACGCUCAUAUCAGAGCGCACAUUGGAGAACGACCUUUUCAUUGCGAAGUGUGUAAGAAAAGGUUCGCUUGCCGCUCUACCCUAAACAUGCAUCUCAAAUUACACACUGGAGAAAAACCUUUUGUGUGUGAAGUGUGUAAGAGAAGUUUCGCUCGGCGUGAUUACCUACACAAGCAUCUCACGGUACACACUGGAGAACGACGAUUUUCAUGCGAAGUGUGUAAGAAAAGGUUCAAUCUUCGCUCUACACUGCUCAGUCAUCUGAGAAUACACAGUGGAGAACGACCCUUUUCAUGCGAAGUGUGUAGGAAAAAGUUUACUUGCCUCGCUGGCCUAACCAAUCACAUCAGAGUACACACUGUAGAACGACCUUUUAUAUGCAAAGUGUGUAAGAAAAGGUUCACUCUCCGCCAUUACCUACACUCACAUCUCAAAGUACACAGUGGAGAACGAUGUUUUUCAUGCGAAGUGUGUAAUAAACUAUUCCGUUAUCGCCAGAACCUAACUACUCAUCUGAGAAUACACAGUGGAGAACGGCCUUUUUCAUGCGAAGUGUGUAUGAAACUAUUCCGUUAUCACCAGAACCUAACUACUCAUCUGAGAAUACACAGUGGAGAACGGCCUUUUUCAUGCGAAGUGUGUAAGAAAAGGUUCACUCAGCGCACUCACUUACAAAAACAUCUCACAGUACACACUGAAGAGCGACGUUUGUAAUGCGAAGUGUGUAAGGAAAGGUUCACUCAGCGCUCUCGCCUACACCCGCAUCUGAGACUACACAGUGCAGAACGAUCUUUUUUAAAACAGAAAUAUAACCCGGUGUCACAGAAGACAUAUGAAAAUGUCAUAUUCUCAUAAUGUGUCCAAGAAAGCAUUCAAUUAUUCGGCAGUCAGAGUCAAUAGAUGUAGCCUGAAGUUUAAAGUUUUAUAAUCAUAUACAGGAGGUCCAAAAAAAA
Molecule: messenger RNA, 1733 nt
Organism: Cryptotermes secundus
Lineage: Eukaryota; Metazoa; Arthropoda; Insecta; Blattodea; Kalotermitidae
Product: gastrula zinc finger protein XlCGF52.1-like
Exons: 3
Coding region: 295-1494 (399 amino acids)
Biological process (GO): regulation of transcription by RNA polymerase II
Molecular function (GO): DNA-binding transcription factor activity, RNA polymerase II-specific; RNA polymerase II cis-regulatory region sequence-specific DNA binding
Source: RefSeq, a predicted model, not a curated record